AUGACACGUCAAGUAACCAAAUCACUUUUCUCAUUUUUCGCAUUUUUAUCUUCGUAUUUUUCUGUUGCGGCAGUUAAUACCUUGCCCAUACCAAAACGGUUCAUCACCAAGCAUAAUGACGAUGGAAACGCGAUAUUUGACACACAGCUCAACGAUGAGUUACCCGAGACUAUCCUCUCGACACACGUCUUCUACCUCGGUUACGUCACUCAAGGGCUUCCGGUUGAUCUCGAAGACGAUACAGACAUAGAGACAUAUGGGAACUACAUUAGUAACUCUCCAGGGCUUAGUGUCCCUGGAGGUUCGGUGCUUCGGAUUGUUGACUUCCCACCCGGUAAAUCAGCCAUGCAUCGAACACUGAGUAUAGACUACGGAGUCGUAAUUGAGGGUGAGAUGGAGCUGGUGCUCGACUCGGGGGAGAAUCGUGUGAUGAAGCGAGGGGAUGUGGCAGUUCAACGUGGGACAAAGCACCAAUGGGUCAACACAGAUGAGGAGAAAUGGGCUCGAAUGGUGUUUGUUCUUCAGGAGAGCAAGCAACUGGCAGUGAAAGGAGUUAAACUAGAGGAAGAUCUGGGGAGCUUGGGUGAUGAGCUGAGACCAUUCGCCUGA
Molecule: messenger RNA, 609 nt
Organism: Fusarium tjaetaba
Lineage: Eukaryota; Fungi; Ascomycota; Sordariomycetes; Hypocreales; Nectriaceae
Product: cupin domain protein
Exons: 1
Coding region: 1-609 (202 amino acids)
Source: RefSeq, a predicted model, not a curated record